Postia placenta MAD-698-R-SB12 is the source of this 776-nucleotide messenger RNA. RefSeq lists its product as hypothetical. The transcript has 6 exons. Gene Ontology annotation, molecular function: structural constituent of ribosome; RNA binding. Gene Ontology annotation, cellular component: cytosolic large ribosomal subunit; ribosome. Bases 32 to 637 code for a protein of 201 amino acids. The record is from RefSeq and is a predicted model, not a curated record. NCBI's taxonomy places the organism in Eukaryota, Fungi, Basidiomycota, Agaricomycetes, Polyporales, Adustoporiaceae. Gene Ontology annotation, biological process: cytoplasmic translation.
CUCAAACCUCAAGACUCAAGAGCCCGCAAACAUGGGUGCCUACAAGUACAUUGGCGAGCUGUACAAAAAGAAGCAGUCGGAUGUCCUUCGCUUCCUCCUCCGUGUGCGGUGCUGGGAGUUCCGCCAGCUGAACGUCAUCCACCGCGCCUCCCGUCCCUCCCGUCCCGACAAGGCCCGCCGAUUGGGCUACAAGGCUAAGCAGGGCUAUGUCAUCUACCGCGUGCGUGUUCGCCGCGGUAACCGCAAGAAACACGUCCCCAAGGGUGCCACCUACGGUAAGCCCGUCCGCCAGGGUGUCAACCACCUCAAGCCCCAGCGUGGGUUGAGGAGCGUUGCGGAGGAGCGUGUUGGCAGGCGUUGCGGCAACUUGCGAGUCCUGAACUCGUACUGGGUUAACCAGGAUGGUGUGUACAAGUAUUACGAGGUCAUCCUCGUCGACCCCAGCCACAAGGCCAUCCGUCGCGACCCCAGAAUCAACUGGAUCACGAAGCCGGUGCACAAACGCCGCGAGACCCGUGGUCUUACCAGCGUUGGGAAGCAGAACCGUGGUUUGGGCAAGGGUCACCGCUACAACCACAGCCCGGGCUGGUCUACCUGGAAAAAGCACAACACGCUCAGUCUCCGCCGCUACCGGUAGACUGCUGUCGUGCUUUUCGCUUCAUGUCUGUAUCCUACGUAUCGCACACCCAUGUUCUUUCAUGCUUGUUAUGGAUGUAUGCCUUUGUGCAGCUUGCCAAAAAGAGAUGCCAUCCGAUCAUGUUACCCAGCAAAGCUUU